This is a messenger RNA of Corticium candelabrum, 900 nucleotides long. Its product is annotated as ankyrin repeat domain-containing protein 39-like. Gene Ontology annotation, cellular component: cytoplasm. Gene Ontology annotation, molecular function: protein binding. The transcript has 5 exons. NCBI's taxonomy places the organism in Eukaryota, Metazoa, Porifera, Homoscleromorpha, Homosclerophorida, Plakinidae. The coding region runs from base 1 to 651 and encodes 216 amino acids. Gene Ontology annotation, biological process: innate immune response. The record is from RefSeq and is a predicted model, not a curated record.
AUGGCGAAUAGCCAAAGUUCAAGAGCGAUUGACGAUGCUCUUUUCGAUGCUGUUGUGCAAAAGGACGUAGAAAAGGCCUCCGAAGCAAUCGCGAAGAGCGCUGACGUCAAUGUUGUAGCAAGAGAUGUGGGAGACUAUGGUACUGAAUUUGGUGGUUAUCCAUCUGCUCUUCAAGUAGCGUGUGGUGUGGGAUCAACCGAUAUGGUUGAUCUACUUAUAAGAAAAAAAGCCAAUGUGAAGUAUCAAGAGAAGUGGUUUGGAUGGACAGCUCUACACUAUGCAAGUAGAGGUGGUCAUGUGUCUAUUAUGAAGAGAUUAAUAUCUUGUGGUUGCAAUAGACAAGUGAAAAACCAUAUUGGAUUUACAGCUUUACACGUUGCUGGUAAUGUUGAUGUUGUUGAUUAUCUGUUGAGUAUUGGUCUCAACAUUGAAGAUCGUCAUGAGUGGGGCUACACACCAUUUUUCAGGGCAUGUCUUGAUGGUCGUUUACCUGUAGUACAACGUCUCAUUGAAUCAAAGUGCAACAAAGCAGCAACAACUAAUGUAAGUUUGUUUGUAUGUAACAUAUUUUGUGAUGACAUUCAAACUGUUGUUUGUACAUGGGAGGAUUGGCAAGUGUCUGUGAUGGUAGGAAGUGUGUGUGUAACAUGAUUGCACUGCAGAUUUGGUUCUCCAUGGUGUGCAGUGCUUUUUUGCACGUGAUGUGGCGGGAGAGCACGUGAGAGGGCUGGGAGAGAGUGGUUAUUGGGUCUUUGCUAUUUUAUGAGUUCGGAAUUAGGCGUGAAGACUUGCUUUGUUAUUACCCUAGCAGAGUCUCACAGUCAUUAGCUCUAACUCUCUACUUACAAUGAUUUGAGAAGCAUGCAGUUCAUGUAAUGCUUGGCGAUUGCAAACCAGUGU